Fundulus heteroclitus (mummichog) is the source of this 5346-nucleotide messenger RNA. It is a transcript of the gene traf4a, whose product is annotated as tnf receptor-associated factor 4a. NCBI's taxonomy places the organism in Eukaryota, Metazoa, Chordata, Actinopteri, Cyprinodontiformes, Fundulidae. The transcript has 7 exons. Gene Ontology annotation, biological process: positive regulation of JNK cascade; activation of NF-kappaB-inducing kinase activity; signal transduction. Bases 505 to 1917 code for a protein of 470 amino acids. Gene Ontology annotation, molecular function: protein binding; zinc ion binding. The record is from RefSeq and is a predicted model, not a curated record.
GAAAGCUCGAUUAAAGGUGCGAGAUAAGAGAUCGCGGAGAGGUAAACGGAGCGAAAGGAGCCGCUCGACUCCUCCUGCUUUGGAGGAGGAGGAGGAGGAGGAGGAGGAAGAGGCGGAGGAGGAGCUGCGCGCACCUAAACAGACGGUGGGGGUAAUGCAUGCAUUGUGUUCAGUGUGUCAGUCCUGCACGCAGCUCGAGCCAGAGAGCAGCCCAGCCGGUCAAAACAAACCCAGCGGAGGGGAGGAUCGUGUCUGCAGCUGUCCUCGACGGAGCGCUGCAGGAGGACGCGAUCCGUCGGGGCGCGACGGGCUUUUGGUGUGAGCAGCUCGUCGGCUGAAACGCCUCCGACAGCUCCGGCGCCUGCAAGGAGGACAUAGGGGUGGAAACAAGGGGGCAUCAGCCGUACCUUUUCCUUUUUUUUUUAUUUCUUUCUUUUUAACCUGAAGGCCUGAGAGAAAGGCGACCGAGCCACCACCACCACCACCCCUUCUCUCCCAGCAGACAUGCCCGGCUUCGACUACAAGUUCCUGGAGAAGCCGAAGAGACGGUUCCAGUGUCCGCUCUGCAGCAAGGCGAUGCGGGAGCCCGUCCAAGUGUCCACCUGUGGACACCGGUUUUGUGACACCUGUCUGCAGGAGUUCCUCAGUGAGGGUGUCUUCAAAUGUCCAGAGGAUCAACUGCCGUUAGACUAUGCCAAGAUAUACCCGGACCCAGAGCUGGAGCAGCAGAUUCUGGCGCUGCCCAUCCGCUGCAUCCACAGCGAGGAGGGCUGCCGCUGGACCGGACAGAUGAAGCAGCUGCAGGGCCACUUCUCCACCUGCGCCUUCAACGUGAUUCCGUGCCCGAACCGCUGCUCCGUCAAGCUGACGCGCCGCGACCUGCCCGACCACCUGCAGCACGACUGCCCCAAGCGCAAGGUCAAGUGCGAGUUUUGCGGCAGCGAGUUCACCGGCGAGGCCUACGAGAACCACCAGGGCGUGUGUCCUCAGGAGAGCGUUUACUGUGAGAACAAAUGUGGAGCGAGGAUGAUGCGUCGCCUGCUGUCCCAGCACAGCCUGGCCGAGUGUCCCAAACGCACGCAGCCCUGCAAGUACUGCGGCAAAGAGUUUGUCUUCGACACAAUCCAGAACCACCAGUAUCACUGCCCACGCUUCCCUGUCCAGUGUCCAAACCAGUGCGGCACUCCUAACAUCGCCCGGGAGGACCUGGCCAACCACGUGAAGGACAACUGCGGCAAUGCGCUCGUCCUCUGUCCUUUCAAAGACGCCGGCUGCAAACACAGGUGCCCUAAACUGGCUAUUGGUCGUCACCUGGAAGAGACCACCAAGUCACACCUGACCCUGAUGUGUAACUUAGUGGGUCGCCAACGGCAAGAAAUCCUGGAGCUGCGAAGAGAGAUGGAGGAGUUGUCGGUCAGCCAAGACGGUGUCCUCAUCUGGAAACUCAGUGACUACUCUCGCAAACUCCAGGAAGCCAAACUCCGGAGCAACCACGAGUUCUUCAGCCCACCGUUCUACACCCACCGCUACGGCUACAAACUGCAGGUGUCCGCCUUCCUGAACGGGAACGGCAGCGGCGAGGGCUCCCAUCUCUCCGUCUACAUCCGCGUCCUACCGGGAGAGUACGACAACCUACUAGAGUGGCCCUUCUCCUACAAGGUGACGUUCUCCAUCCUGGACCAGAGCGACCCGUCUCUGUCCAAACCGCAGCACAUCACAGAGACCUUCAACCCCGACCCCAACUGGAAGAACUUCCAGAAGCCCUGCAGCAGCCGCAACUCGCUGGACGAGAGUACCCUGGGCUUCGGCUAUCCCAAGUUCAUCUCGCACGAGGAAAUAAAGAAGAGAAACUACAUCCGAGACAACUGCAUCUUCAUCAAGGCUUCUAUAGAUAUUCCCCAGAAGAUAAUGGGUUAAGAUCCAGUGUUUUGUUUUUCUGUUCAUGGAGGAGAAAGACAGGUUAAAGACUUGAACUUGUGCUUAACCUUGAAAGCUUCUACACAUUUACCCUUUAGAUACUUUCUGCCCUCACAGCUCCGCCACAAGAGCUCGAAGCGCGUCUGGUUGUACGAGCUGACUUGGAGGAACUUGCAUCCCAGAGGGGAAAAUGUUUGGUCUGCAGAACUGUCACUCGUUGACGUUUCUUUUUUUAUUAUUUCCGUUUUUUCUAUGCGUUUGCUGACCUUUUUAAUCACCCUCUACAACUUAAAGCCUUUGAAAUCAAACAGUGCCUAGAGUGUUUAUCUUGAGUUCUACUUUAUUUUUUUUUUUGUUUCUGCUGUACCAACAUAAAAGAAUGUGGUUAAGAUAUAGAAAGAAGGGUAAAGGGCAUUUGUAAGCUGAAAAGAAGCUUUGAAAAUGUUCAGAAAUGCUCCUCCUGAAGACGGAGCAAAGCAGGUUCAACCUCAAGCCCAAUUGCCUUUUGUUUACAGUGUCAGACGGUAUACUGAUCCUUUAACAAACAGACAUUCCCCGGUAAGAACUACCUGUAAAGGUUUAUCCAAUCACAAACAUACAAAUUUAUAUUUUUAGGAGACCUUAAAUAUUUAGAUGUUUUAAUCAAAGAUUUUCCAUUUUAUAACUCAUUAAGCCAGGAAAGCUUUUACUAUAGGCUAUGCUAAAUAUGAAGUUGCAGUCGGUUUCUUUUUCUUUCUUUUUUUUUUUUUUUUUUUUUUUUGUUAGCUUAGCUUAGAGCAGAAGCCUGAAAAUCAGUGUGGUUUUGUUAAAGAAAAAAUAACAUCCAUCUAACUACAGCUAAAAAGUAUAAUUCUAAAUCCAGCCAACUUGCUAUUUUUAUUGUUUUCCGUUUAAUUUACCUCACCGUUAACUUGAAAUCUCUGGUUACUACUUCGUAGCUUUCGCACACUGCUGACAAACACGUUAAAGUAUUCAACAGACUUCAACUUAAACACCUAAAACAUCAUGUUUUAUUCAAAUAAUUGAGGUUUUUUAUAGAUCUUUCAAUGCUAGAAAGUAAACUCCUAUUUGGUAGCAAGUAAACUAAAGCUGGUUUCUGAAGCGCUUAAAUGUCUGCAAUAAAAAUAACCUUUUUAGUGAACAAUUUGCAUCAAACAGUAGAUGUAAGCCUCCUACCUAAUCCCAACCAAAAUCUUUGGACCGAGCAAACUCACUAUUAACUUUAGUUUCCCCUCUUUCUGCUAGGCAAUAUUAACAAUUUGAUGAUGGCAUAGCAUAACAUUUGAAACCCCUUGUCAUUUGCCUCUCAAAGAAAAGUUAAUUUCCCUGAAAAUGGAGAAAGACACUUAAAACUAAAACUAGUUUUGGAAAUUGUUAGGUUUUGCUCAAAUGUUUUAAAUAAGAAUAAUCACCGUGGCUUUUAUUUAUAGUCGACCACCCAACAUUCAAUGUAAAGCUUACCAAUAGACCCACGCACAAACUGUUAGUAGGGAAUAAACUUAUCUGCUGCAGUUUUAGUUUUUUAUGCUAAGCUAUGCUAACCAUCAGCAUACCUUCGUGUAAAGAUCUACCUUUUCAUUUAUUUCUUGUAACAGGAAAAAAUCACUUUUCUUGUUUUGUUUUUUACUUCUAAACCUUACAAAAACACUUAACCAAGACUGUGCUAACUAUAAAGCUGAAGGCUGUUUCUUAAUCACUAAACUUAUCCUAAAUAUUAAUAAAGAAUAACAACUGGCAUGGCUUUUACUUAAUAAUGUCCACCCUAACAGGAGAUCAAAGGCUGAUUCUAGCACCCACAUCCAGGCCUAUACAUAGAACAAAUACAUUGUAUUUUGGAUGUACGUACUCACAAGAACUGAGAAAGGUAUUUGUUUACAUUUCUGCGUUAACCACGCCAUCUUCAUAUUUUUUACCAAUUAAGGAAUAUUUCUUCGACAUCACACACAAUUAUUUUUUUGGCCUAGAUGGUGUAUUUAUCGCAGCUUGUUAAGCUAACUACUUAUUUCUAUGAAAGGAAUGGUCUCAUCCUUUUUCCACUGCCCUGGGAAAGAGAACAACUUUCUUGGCUCGUGUUUAGUACGUACAUUCCUUUAGGCGACUGACUGCUAACAGUUUUACGAUAGCCCUAAAAAGCAAAACUUUUCAUUUACUUCUAACAAAAACAAAUUUGAUUUUGUGUACUUUAAUAAUGUUAAAAAAAACAGGCCGCGUUAAAGACUAAUUGCACAACAAUACUAAAGGUUAGUUGGUUGUUACUGUAGCAGGAGAUAGCUAGCGCUUUCUUGUGUAUUAGCUAACUAGAUCAUAGUUAGUUUCAGGAGCACUCUGAUGUACCGAACACACGCAAGUUUAACUGGCUCCAUGUUUAUGAUGGGGGUCAUCACGCUGAUAAAAUAAACUUUAAAGCACCUUUCAUCCAUUUCCUCCCUACUGUCAGAAUACACAUGCAUUUAAGAGUGAAGGAAAAGCCAUGUGGCCUUUUUACACAGUAUGUCUUCGCAUGAGGGUUUUAGUGGUGAGCAGGGCAAACACAUGCAUGCUUCCUGCAUCAAAACCUGGUUCUCACUUUCUUUUAUUUUUUUAAUGUAAGCUGUAUUCUUGAAAUCCUCACUUGUUGAUGAUUAUUCACUAGUUGUUGUUUUUUUUUUUUUUGUUUUUUUUUACCAUUUGAAAGAUGACAGAAGCUGUCAAAGAAAAGCUUUUUCCGAUUUUUUGUUUUGAUUAAAAUGUGAACGCCCUUGGUGGUAUAACCUGUAGAGGAGACGGACAUUUGGACUGAGUGUAAUGUUUUACACACCUGGGGAAUGGAAGGUGUCCAGAUGCUUGGUGUGAUGGGACUGAGUGCAGCUCCGUUGCAAACCACAAUCACCGGGCGGUGACCAUCCUCAGCUCAACACACAAUGUGACAAUGACGAGCAGCCCUGUGCUGUAACACCUGUUUUUUCUCGUCGAAGCGCCAUCAGGAGCUGAGAGGACUUUGAUGACACAGUUUACUUAUGAUAUAUGUGAAUACUAAUGUAAAAACGCAGAAGCACAUUCUGUCUUUUUAUUAUUACACAUGGGGGAAUUCUUGAUUUCUUGUCAUGAUACCAGCUGAUAUUUUACAGUGACACAAAAAAAGCAAGGAAAUAAAGAACCUUUUUUUGUAAGAUUAUGUAUUUUUAAAAAUGCUUUACUGUUUUAUACAAGCUCUUUAUGUUGGAGAGUCGGGGUUGACUUUGGGAGUUUUCAGACCCAUUCGUCUUUUGAACAUUUGGAUAAUUUGUCUGUCUGUGUGGUUUGAGCCUGUUCUGUCUGUAUUAUUUCCUCUUAAAAGUAUUUAUUUUAAGGAGCCAUCUGCAGUUUAGACUGGUGGCACAAAUGUUUUAAUAUGUUGAUUGAUGAGUGCUUGUCAAUUUCUUAUCUGAAAUAAAAUACCAUAUAUUACAA